This is a messenger RNA of Alosa alosa (allis shad), 1733 nucleotides long. RefSeq names its product nuclear receptor subfamily 1, group H, member 4 (gene nr1h4). The transcript has 10 exons. The record is from RefSeq and is a predicted model, not a curated record. NCBI's taxonomy places the organism in Eukaryota, Metazoa, Chordata, Actinopteri, Clupeiformes, Clupeidae. Bases 248 to 1708 code for a protein of 486 amino acids. Gene Ontology annotation, biological process: negative regulation of inflammatory response; negative regulation of transcription by RNA polymerase II; bile acid signaling pathway. Gene Ontology annotation, molecular function: RNA polymerase II cis-regulatory region sequence-specific DNA binding; nuclear receptor activity; zinc ion binding.
UGGUCUGUAGCAGCCCCAGACUACAGAGGAGAGAUGCCUAUUUGCAAAUAUUAAUGGUGUGGCUUAAACGUGGAUCUGAGAAGCCACCAGCGGAGGCCAUUUUUACAGCAAAAGAGGAACUGUGGAACUCAAAUGACAGGAGAACAAGGAUCCUUGGAUAUUUAAGAUCUCUCCCAGACCUCUUUUAUCUUCAAGCUCCCAGACGGAUAGUUGUUUUUUCCUCUGCACUGAACCUGAAGUUUUCUGAAUGAAUGACUGGGUGGGCCCAGAUGUCAACGUGGUGGGGCCACUGCAGGUGCCAACCAGCGAUGGCUUCUGUCUCUCAGAGAGUUCCCACUUCUUUGAUAUACUGGCAGAGCAGAGCAGCCCUCUUCUACAGGACCCCGAAGGGCUUCCUUUCACGUGCUAUCCCAGCAUGCAAUACCCCACCAUGGAGCCCACAAUGUCGUCCCCUUCGUACUACUCUAGUCAGCACUACUACCCACCAUACAGCUCAGAGGACUGGUACUCUCCGCCCAGCCUGUAUGAACUGAGGAAGGGGCCCCUGGAGGGGGCCAGCUUUGAGGCUGAGAUGGAGGAGAGCUCUGUGCUGGUGCCCAGCGUGUGCAAGAGGGCCCGACACACAUCCCAUCCUGGCAGGGUCAAAGGGGAGGAGCUGUGCGUGGUGUGUGGAGAUAAGGCCUCUGGGUAUCACUACAAUGCACUCACCUGUGAAGGCUGCAAAGGCUUCUUUAGGAGAAGCAUCACAAAGAACGCUGUGUACAAGUGCAAGAGCGGUGGCAACUGUGAAAUGGACAUGUACAUGCGCAGGAAGUGCCAGGAAUGCCGACUCCGGAAGUGCAAAGAGAUGGGAAUGCUGGCAGAGUGUUUGCUAACAGAGAUACAGUGCAAGUCCAAAAGGCUCAGAAAAAACACAAAGAGCUCUCCGGGGGAGUCGGCAGGGGAUGACCCAGAGGGAGCGGACUGUGGCGACACCAAACAGGUCACCUCCACCACCAGACUCCCAAAGGAAAAAGUGGAACUCAGUCAAGAAGAACAGGCCCUCCUAAAUUACAUUGUUGAUGCUUACAAUAAACAUCGAAUUCCUCCAGAUAUGGCAAAGCAACUGCUCCAGGAGCAGUUCAACGCAGAAGAGAACUUCCAGCUACUCACAGAAAUGGCUACAAGCCAUGUCCAAGUGUUGGUGGAAUUCACCAAAAACAUUCCAGGUUUUCAGAGCUUGGACCAUGAGGACCAGAUUGCGCUCCUGAAGGGCUCUGCAGUGGAGGCCAUGUUUCUGCGCUCAGCCCAGGUCUUCACGCGGAAACUCCCGCAAGGACACACAGAGGUGCUGGAGGAGCGGAUCCGCAAGAGUGGGAUCUCCGAGGAGUUCAUCACGCCCAUGUUCAACUUUUACAAGAGCAUCGGGGAGCUGCAGAUGCUCCAGGAGGAACACGCUCUCCUCACCGCAAUCACCAUCCUCACACCAGAGCGGCCGUACGUGAGGGACCAGCCGGCGGUGGAGCGGCUCCAGGAGACCAUGCUGGAGGUGCUGAGGAAGUUCUGCAAGCUGCAGCACUCGCAGGAGCCGCAGCACUUUGCCCGUCUGCUGGGCCGCCUGACGGAGCUGCGUACCCUCAACCACCACCACGCCGAGAUGCUCACCUCCUGGCGCAUGAGCGACCACAAGUUCACACCGCUUCUCUGCGAGAUCUGGGACGUGCAGUGACCAUGGACAGCCAGUAGGGGGAGGG